Messenger RNA from Spirodela intermedia, 1578 nucleotides. Lineage: Eukaryota; Viridiplantae; Streptophyta; Magnoliopsida; Alismatales; Araceae. The record is from the annotation of a GenBank genome assembly.
AUGGCGAUCGCCGUCGACCAGCGCCACGGUUUCAAGCCGGCGGUUCAGAACCGGCGAUGCAGGCUCCGAUCCUUCCCCUACCCCGACAUGAACCUGUUCGAGCUCGACCAACUGAAGCCAUCCUCCGCCGGCCGCGCCACCGGCGCUACCUCCAGUUUCCACCGGAGCUUCUCUUCCCCCUGCUGGACGAGCUCCGGCGGCGCCGACGAGGCCUUCGGGCACAUUCCUCGGCUGGAGAUCAUCGCCGGCGGCGGAGUCCGGGGGCUCCACGCUCUAGUGGUGGAGGCGGCUAUCGCCAUGGCCGCCGGCACGCAGCUGGUUCCCGUCACCGGCGGCCACGGCGGCGCUUUCCGCCUGAGCAACCGCGGCGGUGAGAGCUUCGCCGUGCUGAAGCCCAUCACGGAGGACCCGCAGGAGAGCCUGAGUUUCCGGCGAUACUCACCGCAGAGACCAGACGCCGGCGUUCGGGAGGUCGCCGCCUUCAUCCUCGAUCGUGACCGCUUCUCCGGCGUCCCUCCGACGGCCCUCGUCAAGCUCGCCGCAGCCUCUCCGCCUUGGACGGUCGCCUCCAUCCAGCGCUUCGUCCCCCACCACUUCGACGCCGGCGACCUCGGCCCCUCCCGCUUCUCCGUCUCCUCUGUCCACCGCAUCGGCAUCCUCGACGUCCGCCUCCUCAACAUCGACCGCCACGCCGGCAACAUCCUGGUAAAAACCUCUUCUUCCUCCUCCGCCGCCGGCGGCUAUGGCGGAUACGGUGGCGACGACUGUGAGCUGGUACCAAUCGACCACGGGCUCUGCCUGCCGGAGCAACUAGACGACCCCUACUUCGAGUGGCUCCAUUGGCCGCAGUCCUCGGUUCCCUUCUCGGAGCAGGAGCUGGAGUACAUCACCUCCCUGGAUCCUUUCAGAGACGCAGAGCUGCUCAGAUCGGAGCUUCCCAUGCUCAGAGAGGAGUCUAUCAGGAUCCUCAUCCUCUGCACUGUCUUCCUCAAGAGCGCCGCCGCCGCUGGCCUAUGCCUGGCCGAUGUCGGCGAGAUGAUGACCAGAGAGUUCUGCGGAGUGGAAGAAGGUCCCAGCAAGUUGGAGUCGCUCUGCAGGCAGGCGGCGAAAACCCUAGAAGGAGGAGGGCUGAAAGGGGAAGGUGAAGAGAGAGAGUUCCAGUUCGAGCUGGAGGUCGCCGGCGACGGCGAGCAGGCGGCGGCGGUGAGGGCAGCGACGGCGGCGGCGACGGUGGAGGUCCCGCCUCUUCUGAAGCAGCAGAGGAAGCCCCCCAAGGUGCCAAAGAAGUCAACGGCCAUAGGGAAGCCCUCGAGCGUUGACCCUCCUUCCCGCCCCGCGGGAGAAGACGACGGCGGCGGCGAUCCCCCGGCGGCGGGAUGCCUGACGAAGAGUAUGAGCUUCUGCGUUUCCAGGAUCAGCCCGGUACCCGAGGAGGGCUACGUAUCGUUCAGAGGGACGAGCGAGGAGCAGUGGCGGCUGUUCCUCGAGGCAUUCGAGGAGCUCCUGCCAGCUGCACUGGAAGGGAGGAAGAGGCACCAGGGGCCCAAGCCCAGGCUGGGUACCUCCUGCUCCUUCUAA